ACUUCCGUGGUUGAAGACCGUGGAGAGACGGCGUGAGCUUCUGUAGUGAGGGUUGGCGAAGAUACUGCAGUAACCAUGGACGCAGAUUUCGCGAUUAUGGACGAUGGGGAUGCCGUGGUAUAUGCCGUAGCAUACGACGUAAACGUUGGAGUGAUUGUUAGGAGCGUAGCCGUUCGCGUUCGCAGGUCACGGACGGUUGAGUUCAUCCAGGUCGUUGCAUGUGAGGGGGCAACAAAGCCUGUAUUUGGAGGGUGUAAAUUGGAUACAGAGAUGCUAGCGAUGUAGU
Paraphaeosphaeria sporulosa is the source of this 286-nucleotide messenger RNA. RefSeq lists its product as uncharacterized. The transcript has a single exon. NCBI's taxonomy places the organism in Eukaryota, Fungi, Ascomycota, Dothideomycetes, Pleosporales, Didymosphaeriaceae. The coding region runs from base 76 to 285 and encodes 69 amino acids. The record is from RefSeq and is a predicted model, not a curated record.